Molecule: messenger RNA, 3444 nt
Organism: Ruditapes philippinarum (Manila clam)
Lineage: Eukaryota; Metazoa; Mollusca; Bivalvia; Venerida; Veneridae
Product: ectopic P granules protein 5 homolog
Exons: 4
Biological process (GO): autophagosome maturation
Cellular component (GO): cytoplasm
Source: RefSeq, a predicted model, not a curated record
ACACUCACUCUAUACUGAUAUAUUUUACAGUACCAGACACUCACUCUAGAAGAGAAGAGAGUACAGAUAUGAUGAAGGAAGUUCUCAGUCUUCUCAACAACAGUAAUCCAGAACACCAGGGAUCAGAGAUUAUCCUGACAACAAUCAUACAGUGGUUACAGGAGUCUCCAAAAACUAUCCUACUGUCUCCAUGUAUACAUGCUGCCUCUAGAAACCUUGCCUCAUUAACAUACAUGGUCCAGAUUGUUGAAAAAUGUAUACACUUGUCAUUUGUGAAUGAUGGUCAUAUCCAUCAGUCAGGUGAUGCUUGGAACAGUGUGUUGGCUGCUGUACAGAUACCAGAGUUAAAUGUUACAGAAUUUUUCCAGACAUGCCUACAGGAAUCUUCCUACCUUCUCUUGUACUGUUAUGUUAUACAGAAGAUACCCCUGUGUCAGUCCCUGACAGAGGAACAAGGGGUGAUUGAACUGAUACUUGACUGGAUAGAACGUGCUAAACCAUGCGUUGAUAACGAGAGUAAGUUGUUGCUAUGGUGGCAUAAAGCUCUAGAGCUUAUAUUACGCCAGAUAGAUUAUGGGCGGGAUCCUGCUACCUGCGUUACCCUUCUUCAGAAACUUAUCCACAAGAUUCAAGGUUUUGGUGAAGACAGGGCAUCUGUGGGCCUGUUAGGGGCUAUUGGUUUAGGAAAGAAAUCUAUAUUGUCAGAAAAGUUCCGUGUUUGCAGCAGGGCAGUUGUGGCCUUCUGUAGCAGUCAAAUUGUCAGUGAGAAUAAACUCCGCCUCCUUCCUACAGACUCCGCCUCAGCACUUCCAACAGCAAAGCAGGAUAUGACUUACCUACUGUCAAUCAAAACCAACAAAAAAUACCAACCAAUCAAAAUGGAGGUGGACAUGAUAUGUGAUUUUGUAAAUAAUCUUACAAAAUGUUUGAGGGAUGUUCUAGAUCUUUUGAAGCUGUUAAAGGGAAGAUUUUAUGCUGACAAAGAAUACUUAUCUGUGAUAUCAGAACAGUAAUAUAUGUAUUUGAUGAACAUGAAAUAUUGUAAAUAUUGUUUUAAAAAAAAUGUUGUGUUUACAACAUAGACAUUAAUGAAAAAUUAAACAUGAAUAACCAUCUCCCUAAGCAAGAAGUUUACCCAUGACUUGUAAAAACCCAUAAACUUUUGCUAACAUUAUUUUUGUUGUGUUGUGUUUUGCUUUUUUUUCAAAAAGACUGAGAAGACAAACAGUAUAACUGUAUUCUUAAAUUUGUGGAAAAAAAUAUGAGAAAAAAUGCUUUCAUUAUUAUAUAAAUUUGUACUUAGCUAUAUUACGUGCAUGUAUAGACAAAUGUAUAUGAUUUCAGGCAAAUUUGUAAGGCGGAGAGAAGUUUUUUUUUAAUUACCAUUAACAUGGCAACCUUCUUAAAUGGAAUUGUGUAGUUGCCCUUUUAGAACUUUCCAUUAUCAUUUUGGCAAUACUAUAUGGAAAAAUUGUUGUUUGUCUGUCAACAGUAUAGAGCCUGGUCAGACUACAACCGCUGACCUGGCGUAAUCCUAGUGGUCAAGGUUGAUUACUUUUGGUUCCCUGCAGGGAAAGGAUUAAACCUUUGUUACUUGAAGGAUCAAAGUUGUGUAAAGUAAGGAUAGUAUAUUGACUGUAAACAUUAGUAGGAUGAUUUAUCAGUGUUGUCAAGAUGCUUGUUACUAUGAUAUAGUUUAUCUAUUGUAGUUACAGUUAGUUAACAGUAACUUGAUUAUCUGCAGUUGAAACAGAAACCAUGUAUGUUAGUUAACUGUAACAUGUUUCAUCUAAUUAUCUGCAGUUAAAACAAAAACUCUAUGUUAAAAUUCAAGGACAUAACUGCUUAUUCUCCAUUUCAACCUUUGGCUGUGAUAUGAACGUUGUUGUUGUUGUUGUGAAUAAAAAAAAAUGUGAACAAGAUAAUUAUUAUCUGUAAAGCAUGUUUGUGAUAACCAUUUAUGUAUUGUAAAUAGUAAAUAUGGUGGACUUAAGGUGAAAUUUAUUUUUGUUCGCUUGAAAACCUUUAGUACAUAUUAAUUAUAUUUUGACUAUUUUUGGUUAAUUUUGAAAUUUUGGGGAAUUAUUUCUUUUAACUUGUUGUUUGAAUUAGUUUUUGUUACAUGAUUAUCAUUUGUUCAUUAUAUACAAUAUGUAGUUUGUGAGUUUCAAGUAUUUCAACAAAAGUUUCCUGUCAAAUGUUGGCUCCUUUAUUAAAAAUUUCAACAUGUUUGUAUGUUGACGUGUUUGUAUGUUAACAUGUUUGUAUGGUGACAUUUCAAUAGUGAAUAGUUUGUCAUAAUUAUGUCUAUAAGAGAGCCUAAAAGUGAGCCUACAUCAAACUGGUAUUUGUUUAUGUGGCCAAUAAUAUGAUGUUUGAUGUACAUGUAGUUAAAUUAGAUUAUAAAUGUAGAAAACUAUACAUGUACAGUAAGUUGCCAGAAGAGAAAGUUGAGAUUAAUUAAUGUGCUGUAUGUUGUGAUAUAAUACUCAGAUAAUACAUGUAUACUGUUCAUGUAAAUACAUGUAUAUAGUUUAAUUUUAUCAUGUGUAAUAUAUUAUGUUUUGCAUGUGAGAGAUUAAUCAACUUUAAAAAAAAUUCAGAUUACUUGUGUAUUAGUUUCACUUAAUUUUAAGAUUAUGUAGUUUUGUUAAAUGGACUAGAACACUAUUAACUGGUUAUAUUCUACUAUAUUGUAUUAACAUAACCUAUGUAACUGGAAAGUCAUAGUAUGGUGCUAUUUUUAUGUUUGCAAGUCAAAGAAACUAUUGAAUGAGUUUAGAGUUUAAUAUUGAAAUUAAGAGGUCAAUAGUUAGUAAUGAAGCUAUAUGAAUAUAAUAUUUGAUUUAUCUCAUAGCCAAAAUUAGAACAGUGAAAAGUCAAGAAGAAGAAUUUUUCAUGAUGCUCUUAUCUAUAACAGUGAUCAUGCGAUUCUUGUACUACACAUACAACAUCAAACUUAAUGCAUGGCUGUGACAUAUCUUCUUUACUGGGUCGGGUAUCUGAAAAUCUUUUUGGACAUAAUAAAUAAUGUAUUUAUUUGUAAAUAAUGAAAUAUUAUUUCUGUUCAUCUGUUGUUAUUGUACAGUUUUUUUGACAAGUCAAAAGAGAAAUGGCUGUGAUUGGUCAAUUUUUGUUAUUGUAAGAAAUGUGAUUCUAGACUGGUUUUCUUUCUGAAUUAUUCAAAAGCUAAAGAUGUGGUCUCGAUUCAACCAUUAUAUCAAAUUGACAAAUUACUUCAUGUGAUCUUAGAUAAAUUUCUUCCAGUUUAAGGUUUUUGUUUAAUGUUGACUUUAGUUUCAUAGAUUGUCUGGAAAAAAAACAUGUAAAAAGCUCAGUUUUUCUUAACAUUUUACUGUGUGCAAUAAAUUCGUUGUUAGUUAUUCACAUUAAUCUAUAUGGUAUUUGUACUUUGCUUUUUAAUAAAUCUUAAGUAAUUUGAAA